This is a messenger RNA of Fundulus heteroclitus (mummichog), 1370 nucleotides long. RefSeq names its product gastrula zinc finger protein XlCGF7.1-like. The transcript has a single exon. Gene Ontology annotation, molecular function: DNA-binding transcription factor activity, RNA polymerase II-specific; RNA polymerase II cis-regulatory region sequence-specific DNA binding. The record is from RefSeq and is a predicted model, not a curated record. NCBI's taxonomy places the organism in Eukaryota, Metazoa, Chordata, Actinopteri, Cyprinodontiformes, Fundulidae. Gene Ontology annotation, biological process: regulation of transcription by RNA polymerase II. The annotation marks the transcript as partial.
AUGUGGUCAUGCUAAACAGUUGCACAUCGUUUCCUCUUCCUGGACCUUUACCAUACAUCUUUUGUUCACAAUACAACAUAAUUUGAUUUCUGAUUAUGAUGUUUCCAUGGUGCCCCAUGUAUGUCUGCUUCUGCCCGGGCCUGUGUGCGUCUAACUCUCAGCUUGACCUCAAGACUGACACACAUAUUUCCCUCAGAUACAUGUUAAGGCACACUUUUAAUCAUAGUGAUAGGAAUACAUUCAUUGUGAGAUAUGUAAGCACACCCUUUAACUAAUGUGACAAGAAAAUACAAGUACUAUGAGAGGUUAAUCUACUACACUGGAAAGUUCAAUAUUGUGUCAUCAGCACAUUAAUGUAAAAAAGGUAGCUCAAGGGGUUAUAUCAGUCAUGUCAUUUUAAUGUGUUUUACUUUUUUGCAUGUUAUGUCAAAGAAUUUAAUCUAACAAAAUUCCCUAAAUAUAUCUUAAUUAUAGUGUGUCUCAGUUCUGGCUAAGAUCAAAAUGUUUUCUAAUGUGCAAAAUAUGUUUACAUGUUUCCUGCAGAUGUUAAGGAGAAGCUGAUUGUUAAAGAAGAAGCUUCUUUAGACCACAAACCCCUUGCCCACCUGCAUGACCCAAACCAAAUUAAAGGCAGAGAGCUUCCAGAAGAGAAUGAUGGAAGAGAAUCCAUCAAGAUACAAGAUCAUGGAGAUGCUUCCAUUUCUUCAGAGGCUGAAGACACUGAGGAGGAUGAAGAAGACAGUGAUGUAGAGCACCCUCUCUCUGAGCUGAAACACUUGUCAGACUCUGGAUAUAAGAAAUGUUUUACAAAGAAGAAUAAAUGUAGGAAAGGCCACACAGGAGUUAAGCUUAGCUGCAAAGACUGUUGCAAAACAUUUAUUAGAAAAUCAGCUUUAAACACACACAUGAGAAUCCACACAGGAGAGAAGCCUUUCUGUUGCGAUCUGUGUGGACAAAGCUUUAGUCGAAAAGGAAUUUUAAACAGACACAUGAAAAUCCACACAGAAGAGAAGCCUUUCUAUUGUGAUCUAUGUGGACAAAGCUUUAGUCGAAAAGAAAGUUUAAACACACACAUGAGAAUCCAUACAGGACAGAAGCCUUUCUGCUGUGAUCAAUGUGGACAAAGCUUUAGUCUCAAACAAAAUUUAAACACACACAUGAGAAUCCAUACAGGAGAGAAGCCUUUCUGUUGUGAUCUAUGUGGACAAAGAUUUAGUCGAAAAGGAAGUUUAAACACACACAUGAGAAUCCAUACAGAAGAGAAGCCUUUCUGUUGUGAUCUAUGUGGACAAAGAUUUAGUCGAAAAGGAAGUUUAAACACACACAUGAGAAUCCAUACAGGAGAGAAGCCUUUCUGUUGUGAUCUAUGU